Cottoperca gobio is the source of this 1668-nucleotide messenger RNA. It is a transcript of the gene nus1, whose product is annotated as NUS1 dehydrodolichyl diphosphate synthase subunit. Gene Ontology annotation, cellular component: dehydrodolichyl diphosphate synthase complex; endoplasmic reticulum membrane. The transcript has 5 exons. NCBI's taxonomy places the organism in Eukaryota, Metazoa, Chordata, Actinopteri, Perciformes, Bovichtidae. The record is from RefSeq and is a predicted model, not a curated record. The coding region runs from base 154 to 1029 and encodes 291 amino acids. Gene Ontology annotation, molecular function: ditrans,polycis-polyprenyl diphosphate synthase [(2E,6E)-farnesyl diphosphate specific] activity.
GGUUCACAGGUCAAGGGGUUGCCAACGAAAGAGGAAGAUGGCGACUGUAGGCAGCCAUGGAACAGGUUUAGCAGGCAGAUAAUACCGAAGACUAAAGCGCCUGUACUGCACCAUUUCGACCGCUAUUCUUUAAGACUUCACUUACAAGGAAUAAUGGUUCUGUUGUACUGCUUGCUAUGGCGGCUUUUGCUGGUUCUGGUCCAUAUCAAUAAGGCGCUCGUCUCCUGGCUCCGUGUCCGGCUUCGGAACUGGAAGGGUCGACUGUGGGAGCGGGCGAUGGCCGCUCUUCUCCUACCGGUAGCCCUGGCUGGGUUCCCGGACCACCAGAAGGAGUUAAAUCAGGACCCUCAUGCUAACACUAACCCGGUAACUGGAAACCGCAGUGCAGGUCGUCGGUCCCGGUGGCUGACUGACGGCAGGUCUCUGGAGAAGCUGCCGGUCCACAUCGGCCUGUUGGUGGCGGAGGAAGAGCCCAGCUAUACCGACAUAGCAAACCUGGCGGUGUGGUGCAUGGCUGUCGGUAUAUCUUAUGUCAGCGUCUAUGAUAGUCACGGUAUGUUUCGGAAGAACAACUCUCGCCUGCUGGAGGAGAUAGUGAGGCAGCAGCAGGACUUGCUCGGUGUAGACGGAUCCAAAUGCAACGUGGAGUUCCUUAGCAAGGGCAGUGACAAACACCAGCACCAUGUGGUCUCCUGCAGGCCCACAGUGAAAGUGUUGUCUCCAGAGGACGGGAAGCAGAGCAUUGUCCAGGCAGCACAGCAGCUUUGUCGCUCUGUGGAAAACAAAGAGAGGAGCUCCAAAGACAUCAGUGUGUCCAUGCUGGACUUACUGCUCAGAGAGUCCAAGAACGUCCCAGACCCUGAGCUGGUGGUGAAGUUCGGCCCUGUGGACAGCACGCUGGGCUUCCUCCCUUGGCACAUCAGACUCACUGAGUUCAUCUCCCUGCCCUCCCACCGAAACGUCUCCUAUGAGGACUUGUUGGGUGUUCUGCAGCGGUUCGGUGCUUGUCAGCAGCGGCUGGGCCAGUGAUGUGCAGGCAGGAAGAAGUGUGGGGUUCACAGUCAGAGAGUUUGGACAGGUGUCCCUCACUACUUGCUGUGUCCCUCACUAGUCCUCUCUCCAACUCUGUCCAUCUCCUGGGUCUUUAAAAGACAGCUCUAAGACGAGGAACCCAGGAGACACAGCCAGCCAUAUCACUUCCUGCCACCAGCGCUUGUCUUAUAAAAAAAACUCACAUUCCAGGACUUCUGGAACAUGCUUUCCAAGCCAAGAGAGAAUAGCACACUGACAGAGAAGACAGCACAGACUCAGUUCUGUCCUCUCAAAGCUUCAUUCAGUCUCCAGCUGCUGUUUUCUGCCUCCACUCAGCAGAUAACAAAGAAGAAACAAGGCUUUGUGCCUGUCUUUGUGAGGCACCCUGGGACAUCCAGCUGCAUUGCAGGGAGAAGCUCAACUCCCUACAACACGGGCCGAGAAGCGGAAGUGGAGCUGAGGGACAGAGUGCUUAAUAAUAGUGUGUAAAUAUGAGACGUCCAUGUGGCUCUCUUUGUCCCUGUGGCUCCAGCUUGCAGUCAUAUGUUCAUGUGUAGUGUUGCUUCAGACACGUACAGAGUUUGUUCAAGGUUCCUGUUAGACUGAUCAAGCUCUGAAAUAAAGAAAUGCACUGUC